This is a messenger RNA of Pogonomyrmex barbatus (red harvester ant), 1035 nucleotides long. RefSeq lists its product as uncharacterized. NCBI's taxonomy places the organism in Eukaryota, Metazoa, Arthropoda, Insecta, Hymenoptera, Formicidae. The record is from RefSeq and is a predicted model, not a curated record.
UCAAUUUGCUUAUGAUCUUACGAUUACGUUUAAAAUUUUUUCACAUGUAAUGGCCUUUAUGCAGAAAUGUGUGCUCCUGCCCUAACACUUCCAUCUGGAAGGGGCAAAAAAAAUAUUUAAUGCCUUGUAUCUCGUUUCGUGAAGCAAAACGACGCUUUCUUUGCUCAUAUCUUUGUUUUUACUCAAAAACAUUGAUUGAGUAUAUUUUUAUCAAAAUCCAAGCAAAGUAUACUUCUAGCUACUAUGGCAGAAGUAGCUGGAUGUGGUGAAUUACAACAACUAGUUCAAGAGGAAGAAUGUGAAGAGCCACUCAGUCAUGGAGGAGAAGCUACUCCUCCAUCGACUCCAGCAAGAUUACAACGUCCAAAUAAAACUGAAGUACAUAACUCCAAUAUAUCACAACAAGUAUUGUGGGAAAGUAACAUGCAAAUAUCACCAAUUAUUAGUAAAGGAAGUUCCGGACAAGGAACAAGUCAAGGCUCCAUGAUUUCCAGUCGAGCUGUUAACGCUUUAAAUUAUACUAGCAAUACAUCUCGAUUAACAUAUCUUAAUGAAAAGGAGAAACAGAGACCUAAUCGACCAGAUCUUCCAAGAAUUGUGAGACAGCAGAAAGCUAUGGUGCCAUGCAAACACCAUUGCUUUUUGUCAGAGGUUCCCGAUGUUCGUCAUAUGGAACAAGCUCUCCUGCAAUUGUUGGAAGACUUUCAUAGCGGCAAUUUACGAGCGUUUGGAAAAGACUGUAGCAUGGAGCAGAUGACGGAGAUACGAGAGCAACAAGAACGUUUGGCCAGACUACAUUUCGAGCUGGGGCAACGACAAGAAGUGGGUAGCGAACAGUCAGGUCUUCGACAAUCGAGUGCAAAUAUGCGACACUUGCUUCAUCGUCUCCAACAGUUAAGCAUUUGUAUAGAAAAGUUGCAUAGCAAAUGAUUACCUUGCACCUACUGUAAUAUGUUAAAUUCUUGAUUUAGGAAAUGUUAUAUUAUUAGAUAUAAUUUUUAUAAAAAUGCAUUUUUUGCUAAAUAUAUGUAAUAU